AUGGAUGGUAGCAAUCGCGGUGAUAAUGUGUUAAGAGAGUCAGAAGAGUCACUUGAAAUACUUGUGAUGAUGAACCCGGGUGAUAUUGGGAUGACUAUAAUUGACUCCGGUGAGACAAACUCAGAACAAAACAGUGAAUCUCAAGACGCACAGUCUUUAAUUGUGUUCGGCAGUGCUCGACCAGUAGAUAUGACAUCUAAUUUAUCUACACAUACCCUUUCGUUUCCGGCAAGUCAGCCUAUGGAAGUAGAACCGCACGAUACAGGUAAAGUCGAAUUGUGGUGUUAUUUUAAGUUAUCAUCGAUUUAUUUAGAACCUGCUGCUGAAGUACCGUUUGCGGCAAUUCCUCGACUUUUUGGUCCCGCAGAAGAUUUUAUCGUACAAUUUGCUACACAAGUUCAAACUGUCAGUCCAGCGAUGGACCUUGAUUUAUAUUUGGCUACUCGUCCGUAUGACCGUGAAACAACAGCCGAGCUUCUUGGUAAAUAUAUCUACGACGUUGUUGACACCAACUUGCUUUUUCUUAUUUUCAAAGUUGAGAGUCCAGAUUUACUUCCUGUAGAAGUAGUUGAAAUGACGGUGGACGAAGAACCACACAUUCAGGCAGAUAUAGAUCAAAUUCCUGGUGAGCAUGUGGUUGGCGAUCAUGUUCAGAACAACACCGAAAAUGAAGGUAUUAAUAAUGUCCCAGAAAUCACGGUAUCUCCUCCUGAGGCUCCGGGACUCAUCGAGGAUGGACAUACGAAUGAGUCGUCCGAGGUUGAACCCCUACCAAUAGUUGGGCCAGUUGGUAACAGUGAGCAAAUUGAUACGGCAGAUAUUGAUUCACCAGUUCUUCAUCAUCCUGGAUUGCAACAAUUACUGGCAACACCGUCACCACCUGUAGAAGCAAUGGAUCAAACACCAACUGUUACUGCAACGACAGAGAAUUCUCAACUGUCAAUCACCACGACCGCUCAUCUUGGAGUUCUUAUAUUACCAUUGGCAAGGGAACGAAGGUCGAAAUCAUCAAGCGUAGCCCGACGUUUCCAUUUUAACGAUAGGCGACGAAAUUCGAAUCCAGAAACGAAGCUUGUAUAUCAAACCAAUCGCAGCGAAUGA
Adineta ricciae is the source of this 1101-nucleotide messenger RNA. NCBI's taxonomy places the organism in Eukaryota, Metazoa, Rotifera, Eurotatoria, Adinetida, Adinetidae. The record is from the annotation of a GenBank genome assembly.